Molecule: messenger RNA, 2009 nt
Organism: Megalops cyprinoides (Indo-Pacific tarpon)
Lineage: Eukaryota; Metazoa; Chordata; Actinopteri; Elopiformes; Megalopidae
Product: succinyl-CoA:3-ketoacid coenzyme A transferase 1, mitochondrial-like
Exons: 17
Coding region: 132-1724 (530 amino acids)
Biological process (GO): ketone body catabolic process
Cellular component (GO): mitochondrion
Molecular function (GO): succinyl-CoA:3-oxo-acid CoA-transferase activity
Source: RefSeq, a predicted model, not a curated record
GCACGCAUGCACACACACACACACACACACACACAUCGAUUACCCCUGGGUCACAACGCUCUACCCCCGGUUAUGGCAGGAGUCGCCAGAACAUCUCCAUCCCGUUCAAAGCCGAUCUGAAGCUCGCAGGAAUGGCAGCAUUCAAAGCGCUGUCUGGACCAAACGUCUACAGCAGUUUAGCGGCAGCUUGCAGAUUUAAGAUCAGCGUCAGCCCGAAGUCUGUCUACAAGGGACACUGGAGUGUGGCGUGUGGCUGUUAUUUCUCCACGUCUGUGGGCCGAGGGGCGCGGUUCUACACAGACCCCACAGAGGCAGUGAGGGACAUCCCCGAUGGGGCCACACUGCUGGUGGGAGGCUUCGGCUUGUGUGGGAUUCCAGAGAACCUCAUAAACAGCUUACUGAAAACCGGAGUGAAGAGACUGACUGCUGUCAGCAACAAUGCCGGGGUGGAUAACUUCGGGCUCGGGCUGCUUCUUCAGUCCAAGCAGAUAAAGCGAAUGAUCUCAUCCUACGUGGGGGAGAACGUGGAGUUCGAGAGGCAGUACCUGGCUGGGGAGCUGGAGGUAGAGCUCACACCCCAGGGCACGCUGGCGGAGAGGGUACGAGCCGGGGGUGCGGGUAUCCCUGCCUUCUUCACCGCCACAGGGUACGGCACCCUGAUCCAGGAGGGCGGCUCACCCAUCAAGUACAACAAGGACGGCAGCAUCGCCAUCGCCAGCGACAGGAGGGAGGUUCGGGAGUUCAAUGGCAGACAUUACAUCCUGGAGCGGGCCAUCACAGGAGACUUCGCUCUGGUCAAAGCCUGGAAAGCCGACCACGCCGGAAACAUCAUUUUCCGGAAAACAGCAAGAAACUUCAAUCAGCCCAUGUGCAAGGCAGCCGGAGUGUCAAUUGUGGAGGUGGAGGAGUUGGUUGACGUGGGGACAUUCGCGGCGGAGGACAUCCACAUCCCGAGCAUUUACGUGGACCGCAUCGUGAGUGGCGGCACCUACGAGAAGAGGAUCGAGAAGCGCACGGUUCAGAAGAGCCAGUCCCAGACGCCCAAACCCAAGCGGGAAUCGGACCUGGUGCGGGAGCGGAUCAUUCGCCGGGCGGCGCUGGAGUUUCAGGAUGGAAUGUUCGCUAACCUGGGCAUCGGGAUCCCUAUGCUAGCCAGCAACUUCAUCUCACCGGACAUUACCGUCCACCUGCAGAGUGAGAACGGCAUUCUGGGACUGGGUCCCUACCCCACUGAGGAGCAGGUGGAUGCUGACCUCAUAAACGCUGGUAAAGAAACGGUCACCGUGCAGCCUGGGGCCGCCUACUUCUCCAGCGACGAGUCCUUCGCCAUGAUCCGGGGAGGUCACAUCGAUCUGACCAUGCUGGGGGCCAUGCAGGUGUCCAAGUAUGGAGACCUGGCCAACUGGAUGAUCCCGGGGAAGAUGGUGAAGGGGAUGGGAGGGGCUAUGGACCUGGUGGCCAGCACGGGAACCAAAGUGGUCGUCACCAUGGAGCACUCUGCUAAGGGCGGCAAGCACAAAAUCCUGGAGAAGUGCAGCCUGCCACUGACUGGGAAACAGUGUGUGGAUCGUAUCAUCACAGAGAAGGCUGUCUUUGACGUGGACAAGACCAAAGGCCUGACCCUCAUUGAGGUGUGGGAGGGGCUUACGCCAGAUGACAUCAGGGCUUGUACAGGCGCAGAGUUUGCGGUGUCUCCAAACCUCCGGCCAAUGCAGCAAAUAUAAAAUUCAGAGGCCCAAAAUAGCACAGGGAAGAGACGCUGGCCUCACAGGCCGAGCCAUCUUCAUAAAAAUGCCCCUGUUUAUGUUGUCAUACGCACAAAAAUGGAAGAAUCCAGAUGGACGAAUCCUGGACCCAUGAACAUGAGGAACAUCAGGCACUUGAUGUAUUUGCCUAAAGAACAGAUCCACAAAUAUCAGGAUUAUGUUUUACUGUGCUGCAUUGAAACAAUAUUUUAUUCUGAUUAUGUUUCACAGUUCAUUCAUUUGUGUUUACUUAGAAAAAUUACA